UUUUUUCACUUUCAACUUGUGGGCUAUAAUGCAAGUCAACUUUUACUUCCUUGUGCGCUCAGAUAGAGGAACUGACCGUUUAGCGCCCGGGCCUUCUGCAACAUCCUCUCUGCUCUGCCCUGUCCGGCUUUAACUCGCUAUUUUCAAGUUAUGGGAGGACAACAACAACUUUAGAAGCCGAGGGAGUCCAAGCGUAGGAUUUGGGCAGUAGCAGCAGACAUGGCUUCCUGGGGACUGCAGGGGGAAAUGACGGAGUUUAAGAAGAGUCAGAUAAAGCGGGACCUGGAGAUGGGCGUGGUCAUGACGGUGUUUCGACAGAAGGCGGAGCGGCUCACAGUGCAGGUCAUCAUGGAGACGCAACAGGUGGCAUGGACACGCACCGCUGACCGGAACGAGGGAGUCUUGGACCUUUAUGAGAUCAGAGAGGUCCGUCCUGGAAGGAACUCUAAAGACUUUGAGCGUUUCAAAGACGGCAAAGACAAACACGAGGAAAACAGCUGCUUCACCAUCUUCUAUGGCUCACAGUUUGUCCUCAACACUCUCAGCCUUGGAGCGGAUUCUACUGACGAUGCUCAGAAGUGGCUAAUAGGCUUAGGCCUGUUGAUGCAGGAAACAAUGAUGGCACCCACACCUGUUCUUAUUGAGAGUUGGCUGAGGAAGCAGAUGUACUCUGUCAACCAGACCAAAACAAACAGCAUCAGUUUAAAGGAGUUAAAAGCAUUGCUUCCUCUGCUCAACUAUAAAGCGCCCAGCUCACGCACUCUCAAGGACAAAUUUCAGGAAGUGGGUGCAAAGAAAGACCGACUGGACUUUGAACAGUUUCAUAAACUGUACAAUCUCAUAAUGUUUGAACAGAAUGAGAUCCUGGAUGAAUUCAAAACAGAAUCGUGUAAAUUCAUGUUGGGUAACACAGAUAAACCCGAUGCCUCUGUUGUUCUGCUGCAUGACUUUCAGCGGUUUCUCCUCUUCAACCAAAAAGAAACAUGGGCCCAGGAUCUGAACCGGGUCAGAGAGUUGAUGACAACAUUCAUCGAUGACACAAUGAGGAAAACCAAUGACCCCGAGUUCACCGUGAGCGAGUUUCUGAGUUUCCUGUUUUCAAAAGAAAACUCAAUUUGGGAUGAGAAAUACUCUGAGAUUUGCCACUUGGACAUGAAUAACCCCCUGUCUCAUUACUGGAUCAGCUCAUCACACAACACUUAUCUGACCGGCGAUCAGCUUAGAAGUGAGUCUUCCACUGAGGCCUAUGUUCGAUGCUUGCGGUGGGGAUGCCGCUGUGUGGAAUUGGACUGCUGGGAGGGGCCCGGGGAGCCCAUCAUUUACCACGGCUGGACCAGGACCACCAAGAUCAAAUUUGAGGAUGUAGUGAAAGCCAUCAACGAGCAUGCUUUUGUCACAACAGACUUCCCCCUGAUCCUGUCCAUAGAAGAGCACUGUCCCAUAGAGCAGCAGCGUCAAAUGGCCCGUAUUUUCAGAGAUGUUUUUGGGGACAAGCUGCUGACUGACCCCGUGGAGCAAAACGCUGAACAACUCCCAUCUCCUACACAACUCAAGGGGAGGAUCAUUCUCAAGCACAAGAAACUAAAUGUGGAAGGAGGAGGUGUGUUUAAAGAUGUCAGGAAAGGAGAGAAGUGUGGAGACCUGGAAAUCUGGGAUCCUGUAGACCAGAGAUGGAACAAGCACUACUGUGUGAUCUCUGAUGACAAGCUCUACUAUGCUGAGGAGGAGGAGGAGGAGAAUGAAGACCCCAGAAAGUACCAGGAUCUGCACACCUUUGAGCCCUGGUUCCACAGCGGUCUGAGGGAUCGGAGGGGUAUGGCAGAGCGCCUCAUUCAGGAUUACUGCGCUGAAACUGGGGCUCGAGAUGGGACAUUCUUAGUGCGAGACAGCAACAACUUCAUGGCAGACUACAGUCUCUCUUUCUGGCGUGGUGGGAGGGUCCAGCAUUGCCGUAUCCGCUCUGGUAACGAAGAGGGCUUCAUGUACUACUAUCUGACCCCCAACCUACACUUCCCUAGUGUGUAUGCCCUGAUCCAGCACUACAGAGAAAACCCACUGCGCUGCCAGGAUUUUGAGCUCCGGCUCACAGAUGCUGUGCCACAACCCAACCCACAUGAACAGCAAAGGUGGUUCUACAGUAACCUGAGCAGAGGAGAGGCAGAGGAUUACCUGAUGAGGAUUCCCAGAGAUGGGGCUUUUCUCAUCCGUCAACGAGAGGGAGAUUCAGACUCCUUCGCCAUCACGUUUAGGGGUGAUGGUAAAGUCAAACACUGUCGAAUCCAAAGAGAAGGCAACAUGUUUCUACUGGGAACUACCACAGAGUUUGAGAGUCUGGUGGAGCUGGUCAACUACUUUAGAAAGAAGCCUCUGUAUCGAAAGAUUAAACUGCGUUACCCUGUCACCCCUGAGCUGGUGGCACGCUUCAGCACCGAGAAAGACUGUGCUUCUCUUUAUGACGUCAAGACAUAUGUUGAACCAAAUGAGAUUGAACAGUCAAUGCCUCAGAGCACAGUUAGAGCUCUGUAUAGUUACCAGAGCAGGAAACCAGAUGAGCUCAGCUUCAAUAAAGGAGCCCUAAUACACAACGUGAUCAAGGAGAAUGACGGAUGGUGGAUAGGUGACCAUGGAGGAAAGGUACAGCUCUACUUUCCAUCCAACUACGUAGAGGAGGUAUCGAACAGCUCCAAAGCAGAAUUGAAGAUAUUGGACAAUGAAGACAAUCCCCUGGGGGGAUUGUGCAAAGGGGUUGUUGAAAUCUCCAAGUGCAAUAUACAAAAAUUGAAAAGUGGUAAAAAUGGGAAGGCUCAUGUGCUGACGCUCCAGGAUAAGGACCAGGACAACUUGCAGUUUGACCUUUCAACUGAUUCAGUGGAGGAGCUGUUUGAGUGGUACCAAGUGACCUGGGAUAUCACACAGAGAGAGAUGAGCAAGCAGUACCACAGGCAGCAAGAGAUAAAACAGCAGGAAGUGGUGGAAAAGAAGGCAGAGGUCGCCAUGGAGAUGUCAGACCUGGUGGUGUACUGUCAACCUCGCAGCAAAGAGAAGGACAGAUUUGAUCUGCACAGCUACAAAGAGGUCCGUUCCUUCGUUGAGAACAAAAUUCCAGGAAAAAGUCGAACCAAGCACUUCCUUCAGUACAACCGCAAAGCUCUUAGCAGAAUCUACCCAAAAAGCCAGCGGGUGGAGUCAUCCAACUAUGACCCUUACCCUCUGUGGGCUGUAGGCUGUCACAUGGUGGCCCUCAACUACCAGACUGCAGAUAAAUAUACCCAGUUGAACAGUGCCCUCUUUAGUUUGAAUGGACAGACUGGCUAUGUGCUGCAGCCGGAAAUAAUGCGCUGUGACAACUAUGACCCGCACCAGGAGAAGAGCAAAGUCAAAUACUACAUUAGUGUCAGGGUGAUAGCAGCUAGACACCUGCCAAAGUCUGGACGCAGCAUUGCCAGUCCUUUUGUAGAGAUUGAGCUGUGUGGCUACAAUGAGGAUCGAUUCAAGACGGCUGUUUACCGUGACAACGGUCUAAACCCAGUGUGGAGAACACCUGGAGAGUCUGCAGUGUUUUCAGUGUACGAACCAGAGCUGACUUUUCUGCGCUUUGUGGUCAAUGAGGAGGACAUGUUCUCAGACCCUAACUUCCUGGCACAGGCCACUUUUCCUGUCAAAGGCAUUCGCACCGGUUACCGCUCUGUCCCUUUGAAGAACGGUUUUAGUGAGAAUGUGGAGUUGGCCUCUCUCUUGGUCCACAUUGAGAUUGAACAGGCAACAAACCACCAGGAGGAGCUGUACUCUUCCUCCAGUCAGCUGAAGAAGAAACAGGCAGAGUUCAGUGAACCAUUUCUAUAUGACACACACUCAAACCUACAGCGCUCACCUGCACCGCUCACUCACCAACUCAGCCGAGAGCCCAGCGAGAAGACACGAAGGACCAAGGAAAAGAAAGUCAACAACAGUAAGUUUUAUUCUUGAGAUCUUCAGUCAGCUGCUCCCAAAGCAGAGCUGCAUCAUCAAGGCAACUACUAUACAACUACACAAAAACCCAUGUGUGAAACAUGUUUGAAAAACUGAAACGUAGGCUUGUAGUAAAUUGUAAAUAUUUUAGAUACUAUAUAAAAAUAUUGUGUUUGAAUAUAAAAUAAAGCUAAAAAUAUAUUAU
Molecule: messenger RNA, 4153 nt
Organism: Periophthalmus magnuspinnatus
Lineage: Eukaryota; Metazoa; Chordata; Actinopteri; Gobiiformes; Gobiidae
Gene: plcg2
Product: phospholipase C, gamma 2
Exons: 33
Coding region: 220-3966 (1248 amino acids)
Biological process (GO): positive regulation of epithelial cell migration; phospholipid catabolic process; phosphatidylinositol-mediated signaling
Molecular function (GO): phosphatidylinositol-4,5-bisphosphate phospholipase C activity; protein binding
Source: RefSeq, a predicted model, not a curated record